CAUUGAUCACUCAGCAUUCAAGUUUCGUAGAGCUAAAGUACAAUGAGCCGAUUUACCAUUAAAUUACUCCUCAUCGUUUCAUUGGCAACAUCCAUCUCGGCAUUAUUUGACAAACAACAGUUCAGUAACGGAACGCGACAUCGCUUGAAGAGAAUCGUCAAUGGAUCCAAUAUACAAAUUUCCAAAGUUCCGUACCAGGUGGCGAUACUGUUCCGUACUUACAUAGUUUGCGGUGGUUCGAUUAUUGCUCCAACGUGGGUUCUAACGGCUGCACACUGUUUCUAUGGCCACGAAGCGAUUACGAAAGAGGUCAAAGUACGUGCCGGAUCCGACCGCCGUCAUAUUGGUGGGGAGAUUCGCCGCGUUCGUUGGCAGAAAAUUCACGAACAAUAUUCACCGAAAACCCUGCUUAACGACAUUUCAUUGGUCAAUGUGGACGCCCCUUUCACCCUGAAUGAAGAUAUCAGUUGCGUUCGAAUGGCACCCCAGGGACAUUUUCCAAUGGCGAGCAAGAUGGCGCUCGUGUCCGGUUGGGGUUUGGAAAAUCCGGAUGUUAACAAAGAGAACCCCGAAAAUUACCCGACUAGUCUGAACUAUGCUCUGUUGCCAGUGAUGGAAUUUUCCCAGUGUAAAGUAAUGUACAAAAAACAUGUUUUGUCCGAACAAAUUCAAAUCUGUGCAGGAUACGCUCAGGGUGGAAGAGAUGCCUGCGUCGGUGAUUCGGGGGGCCCGUUUGUCAUAAACCAAUACCAGGUGGGGAUAGUGUCGUGGGGUGUUUCAUGUGCAAAGCCCAAGAAACCGGGAAUGUACACCAACAUUCCUCGCCUAAAACGGUUUUUU
Molecule: messenger RNA, 840 nt
Organism: Aedes aegypti (yellow fever mosquito)
Lineage: Eukaryota; Metazoa; Arthropoda; Insecta; Diptera; Culicidae
Product: trypsin
Exons: 2
Biological process (GO): proteolysis
Molecular function (GO): serine-type endopeptidase activity
Source: RefSeq, a predicted model, not a curated record